UUCCUUCUCUUUUUCUUCUGUUCCCCUUCUAUCCUCAUCCCAUUGCCCAAUUUCUCUUUCCGAAUCAAAACCGGAAAAAGGUUGCAACUUUGGCAAGAUUUUGCGACCCCAAAAUGAAAUUAGAUCGUGGGUGCCUAGUUUUGUUGUGGGUGUUGGAGCAUUAAGACAUAACUGGUUGGGUGCUAACGUACGCUUUGUCGUCUGGGAACGGUUGGAAUUGGAUGGAUCAAUUAGCGUGAGCAGUUGAAAACUGCGCCGUUCCCGUAACUCGCUCUACUCUGCCUUACGUCAUUUGAGGCAGAUUUCUCAAGAGGUUUCUCAGCCAAGUGUAACAGGAUGGGGAAGAACGCCUGCAGCUUUACGUGCACUGAGUCAGAGAUUGAGCAAAAUGUUCCUCCAGCAAUUCUUCUUAGAUUCUUGAGGGAGCACCGGUCAGAAUGGGCAGACAACAACAUUGAUGCCUACUCAGCUGCUGCCAUUAAAGCCGGUCCCUGUAGCUUGCCAGGGGCCCGACCAGGAGGAGGUUUUGGGGGUCAGGUUAUUCUUCCGCUAGCUCACACAAUUGAGCAUGAAGAGGCAAUGCUGAUAAACAUGGUGUUAAAGUAGUUGGAGGUUGCAGCGGUUAAAGUGGUUGGAGGUUGCAGCAGCGUCAGCGUGAGCGGUUGGCACCAAGGGCGACGAGCCUUGUUCUUGAUAGUGGAGGGCGCAUUGACGGGACAGCGAAACCUCUCUCUCGUGCAUGAAUGGCACCGCGGACGUGCUGCAACAGUGACAGUGGCAACUCAGAGGCAAACGGCACAGUGGUUUCCAAAUCCCUAAUUUCUUUUUUAAUUUUGCCAAUCUAAAUAAAAAUUCUACGUAACAAAAUAAUGUACGUCAUCGUAAACACGUCAUCACAAUUAGACAUCAUUAGUGAAAACUUAACGGUGAGAACUUAAUUGACUCAUUUUUAUAAGUCUAUGGACUCAAUUAAAACCAAAAAUAAAACGAUGAUCCACUUGAAAUUG
Molecule: messenger RNA, 1007 nt
Organism: Vigna angularis (adzuki bean)
Lineage: Eukaryota; Viridiplantae; Streptophyta; Magnoliopsida; Fabales; Fabaceae
Product: homeobox-leucine zipper protein ATHB-8
Exons: 4
Coding region: 337-606 (89 amino acids)
Molecular function (GO): DNA-binding transcription factor activity
Source: RefSeq, a predicted model, not a curated record